UUAUGGGAAAUUGUCUGCAAGGUUUGAGCAAAUGUAUUGAUGAAAUCAAAGAUGGAAGCAACAGUGGAGCAUAUGAACCCAAGAUGGAUCAAMUUUUACUUAAAAGAAUAAUUAUGCUUGAAGAAAGAGUGAUUGAGCAGGACAUAGACAUGAAGAGUCUUAAAGCCUUCCUAUCGCGUCUUGAAAUCCGUCGUCUGGAGGACAAGGAAAAGGUUCGCUCCCUUGAAUUCUCGAUGAAAAAGUUGAAACACGUGUCUUGGCAAAAUAGUGGUAUUYCCUUGAAAGAUGAAGAAGACCGUAUUACCAAAGUUGGUGAAGCGAUCAAGGAUUUAAGGUUGAGGCUAGACAUGCARAGCUCAUUACUUCGAAAUAUUAACAACGACGAUAAUUAUGACAAGGAUGAAAAUGGCAAACUAGUCGACGCACUUGAGAAAGGAAUCAGACAGGGACGUAAGCACCUCAUUAACCUAGAACAACUAUUUCAACCUUUUUCUAUGGACACAAACAACUCCCUGAGUAGACCUGAUACCUAUGAUCAAGAUACAACUAUAAGCCUGUAAUCACUGUUGAUCGUGGGAAUACUUUUAUUGUAAUGACGUGUGGAAUAUAAAAAACCGUC
Molecule: messenger RNA, 619 nt
Organism: Exaiptasia diaphana
Lineage: Eukaryota; Metazoa; Cnidaria; Anthozoa; Actiniaria; Aiptasiidae
Exons: 5
Coding region: 3-560 (185 amino acids)
Source: RefSeq, a predicted model, not a curated record